AUGGCUCGCCAGCUUCCUCUCUUCUCCCACAACCCACAAAGUACAAACACGUUUCAACUUGGCAUGGGAGGGAUGACCCUUUUCCUGUGCGCCAUGGCGCUGUUCAUGUGCGCCUCGCACUCGCGUAGAUGGCGUGAAUGGAGAGCUUGCUAUGAACCCGACACCGAUGAUCCUGUUAUGCACAUUCAACACGGAAAUAUCGAACGAAGCACGGAUGCUAGCGAUGAACAAGAAGUCUCGGUUUGGCAGAAGAACAUACUGAUGGGUGGAAAGUGCCAACUGCCCGACUUUUCUGGUGUCAUAAUCUAUGACUCGGAAGGGAAUGUUGUCACACCUGCCAAAAGUCCGCGUUUAUUACUAACCUGGAAGUAG
Morus notabilis is the source of this 372-nucleotide messenger RNA. RefSeq lists its product as uncharacterized. The transcript has a single exon. NCBI's taxonomy places the organism in Eukaryota, Viridiplantae, Streptophyta, Magnoliopsida, Rosales, Moraceae. The record is from RefSeq and is a predicted model, not a curated record. Bases 1 to 372 code for a protein of 123 amino acids.